Molecule: messenger RNA, 2689 nt
Organism: Patiria miniata (bat star)
Lineage: Eukaryota; Metazoa; Echinodermata; Asteroidea; Valvatida; Asterinidae
Product: protein TsetseEP-like
Exons: 9
Coding region: 238-1929 (563 amino acids)
Biological process (GO): protein localization to plasma membrane
Cellular component (GO): apical plasma membrane
Molecular function (GO): protein-membrane adaptor activity; protein binding
Source: RefSeq, a predicted model, not a curated record
AUCUUUUUUGCGUGUAUUUUCAAUACGCCUAUCGACACGGGUCACUGACUCUACCGAAUUCGCGAAGUGAGUAAUUCUGAAGGAAAAAAACGUCCGAAAAUUCACUGUUAACGCCCCACGGCCCACGCAAGAAGUGUGUCACCGGGCUAACAAGUAGUCCAUCUCUUCACCCAGGCGAGUUCUAGGGGGUGACACGGUCGUUUUUACGGCGAAAACAGAGGCUAAACAGACACAGCAAUGAGUUCGAAAAGUGGGAAGAGGGGACGAUCUUCGUCGAAGAGCCAGCCGGAGCCCCCCGGCAAGCCGCGGCUAUGUCGGAUGGUCAGGGGAUCGAGCGGCUACGGGUUCAAUCUCCACAGUAAACAGGGGCAGCAUGGCCAGUAUAUACGGGGGAUAGAUGCAGGAUCCCCGGCAGAGGCAGCAAAGCUGAGGAAAGGCGACCGCGUCAUCGAAGUCAACGGCGUCAACAUCGAGCGGGAGACGCACGCGCAGGUGGUCACCCGCAUCAAGAGUGGCGGGGACCGCACGACGCUGCUGGUGGUCGACAGCGAGCUGGACCAGCACAACAAGAAGUACGCCCUGACCGUCGAGGCCAAGACCGCGGAGGAGAGCCAAUUCAUCGAGGAGGACGCCCCGGCGCAGCAACCCGAGGUGGAAGCGGAGGAGGAGGACGCCCCCAAGGUCAACGGUGACGCGUCGUCGCCGGAGGAGAACGGCGUCGUGCUGACGCCGGUCAUCACGGCAGCGGAGGUCACCCAAGAGGAGGCCGCACCCGAGAGGAUAGAGGAACCGGUGGAGGAGGCCGUGGUGUCUGUGGAGGAGUCGGUACCCGUCGAGUCGGUACCCAAUGAUGUGCAUGCAACGGCAGUGGAAGCUGAGACUGAGGAGACGGCCAGGCAACCCGAGGAAGAUGCCAUUGAGCCGGAGGUGAUCGUCGCUGUUGCGGCAGCCGACGUCGAGUCAACGCCGGAAUAUAUCAGAGAGCCUAGCCCCGAGAGGGAAUCAUCACCAGAACCUGAGAGGAUCAUCGCCCCCGAGAUCCAGGUGGAGGAACCCCAAGAACCCCCGCAAGAACCCCCAUCAGACCCCGAACCAGUUCCCCCAGUAGUCCUAGUCCCUGACCCACAGACAGUCCAAGACCCAGAACCGGAAACCCAGCCAGAACCCACUCAGACCCCCGAAGAACCAGAACCAGAACCAGAACCUCCUUUGGAACCGGAACCCAUAAAAGAACCAGAACCCAUAAAAGAACCAGAACCCAUAAAAGAACCAGAACUGGAACCAGAACCCCCCUUGGAACCAGAACCCAUAAAAGAACAAGAGCCCGAGGUCUCUGAAGAACCAGAGACCCCAGUAGAGAAGGAACCAGAACCGGAGCUUGCCGCUCCUCCCGCAGUGAUUGCCGACGAACCUUCACCGGAACCAGAACUGGAACCAGAACCCGAGCGAGAACCAACACCAGAACCGGAACCCGAGCCCGAACCAGAGCCAGAACCCGUUACAGAACCCACACCAGAACCCACACCGGAACCGGAACCUGAACCCGAACCAGUCCCUGAACCAGAACCAGUGAGGGCCCCCACACCAGAACCUGUGCGAGAGCCCACACCAGAACCGGAGCCCGAACCGGAGCCAGCCAAAGUCCCUACCCCAGUGCCCGUCGUCGUGGACGAGCCGGACCAUUCCAAGAGCAAAGCGCCCUCGCCCCCCGAGCCAGAGCCACAGCCAGAGCCCAAACCCGUCAAGCCCAAAGCCACUGAGAAGGCCAAGGCCUCCAAACCAGAAAGACCUGCUGAGGCUCCCCAGAAGGGCGGUCUGGACCUGUCGGACAUGGCCAAGGCCAGAGCCCUAGCCGCUGGCAAGAAGAAGAAGAAGGCUGCCUCCAGUGCCGACUGGAAGUCUAAAUACAACGCCUUCCAGAACUUGUAAGAAAAUUCAGGGCUUCAUCCUAUCAAAGCUGUUCUACCGUACCAUCUUAUUUGUCAUGUUGUCAUUUUUAUGUCAUUUUUUUCCCCUCUUCUGUAAACCAUCACUUUUGUUUUAUAGUUUUUCCCAAUAAAAAUGUGUUCUAGUAAUUAUGUACAGCUGAGGGCAAAAUGCUUCUAGACGUGAAGUUUUUGUUUUUUUUUAAUGAGAAAUUUACUUUCCAAAAAUUAGUUUUUCUGUGUACGGACAGAGAGCGUCGUCUGGUACAACUUUGAGUUUUCUUGUUGACGACUCGUUUGUCGUCUUAACUUUGUGUUUUGUUCUUUUUUAAAAUUUAGCAAUAAAUGUUUUUGAUUUUUUUUUAAUCCAAGUUUAGUUUUGUGAAUACGAGUCAGUUGACUCAAAUCUCAUCUUGAAAGUAAUUGAACGUUUUUUUAAACCAUGAUCGUAGAAUUUUUUUUUUGCCUUGAUUAUCCCACUUGUCACAAGUUUUGGUAAUCAUUUCAAGACUAAAACAACAAAAAAGCCACCAAAAAGUGUAAAUAUUUGGAAAAAAAAUUUACUUCUGUUUAUGAUCGUGUGCCUAUAAACCACAAAAUUUGUAACUUUUGGGACAAUCAUCAACAAGUCCAAAAUGUGGAACGAUGCAACUUAGUUUGAUUUUCUGUCUAAACAAAAAUGUACAUUUGUCCUUUUUGAAAUAACUUUUACUUAUUGGCAUAUAUACUCAUCAACCAUUCCAUUAAGCAUUGAACAAAAAACA